This is a messenger RNA of Rotaria sp. Silwood2, 240 nucleotides long. Lineage: Eukaryota; Metazoa; Rotifera; Eurotatoria; Philodinida; Philodinidae. The record is from the annotation of a GenBank genome assembly.
AUGGAUAAUCGCCGAUCAAACCGUAUUCAUAGAUUUCAAUCAAGAUUUAUUACACAAGUAGAUGAUGCUUUACCUGAUUACAUGAAUUUAAUAGGAAUGAUUUGCUCUAUGUGUUCAUUAAUGCUCAAAAUUAAAUGGUGCGCAUGGAUUGCAUUAUUUGCUGCAUUUGUCGGUUUUGCUAAUUCACGAGCUUCGGAAGAUACUAAACAAGUUCUUAGCAGUUUCAUGUAUGUAUUUUGA